Messenger RNA from Clunio marinus, 183 nucleotides. The record is from the annotation of a GenBank genome assembly. Lineage: Eukaryota; Metazoa; Arthropoda; Insecta; Diptera; Chironomidae.
AUGAAAUUUUGUACAGCUAAACAUUCGUUAACAAAAUCGGAUUCAGAAUCUGAAUUCUUACACAAUCCAACACUUCAUUUCUUUUCAUCUUCUUUGCUCCUUCCUAUUCUUCGUAUUCUUUGCUUUGAAUUUUAUUGUCAAGAAGGAACACAAGCAAGAAUAAGGCACAAUAGCAGAAUAUAA